GGAAGGUAUAUUAUUUGGAUGGUCAUCUCUUCGUUUAGUUCUAUGGAGCUCAGAAAACACUACUACCGCUGCUGCUGCUUCUUCUCUCCCACUGGCACUGCCACUCUUGUCAUGACGAUGAUGACGUGUCUUCUUCUUCUCCUCCUCCUCAAUUCCAACAGUACUGUAAUCGCGGCCUCCUCUUCCUCCGCUGCCACAGGGCAACUGCAUCCGACGGCGGCGGCAGAGGAGGGGGUGUACGACAUAGAUUACAGGGGACCGGAGACGCACUCUGCGGUUUUCCCUCCGCCGGGUCACUCUCAGAUUCAGGGCAGGCCUAAUUUCCUUCACCGCCGCACUACUGGCGUCGCACCGGCCGCCGCUAUCCCGGUCACCAGUCGCCGUCAGCCACCGGAUCAACACAAGUACUGAUCCGCUAUCUCGGAUGUGCUGUGCAGAUCAAAGCAAAGGAGGCGUUUCACUCACCAGAGCAAGAAGCCAACAUGAAUUAAUCAAAAUUUUCUGCCAGUUUCUUCUCUCUUUUCUCCUUCUUUAUUUUUGCCCUUUUGUUAUCGGAUCAUGAUAAUUAUAGUUAUUUUUUUUUUAUGUGAUAUAAAUUAUAGUUCUAGCGAGAGAAGGCAGGUACCGGGAACAGAGGAUGUUGCUUCUGUUCAGACCAGAAAAAAAUACAGAGAGAGAUAGAGCUAUUAGCUAUAUACUAUAGAGCUCAUGAUUCCUGGAAAUUUUGAUUUUGUUUUCGUUUUCAAUAUGUGUAUUGAUGUGAACAAUACCCUUCUGAUAACAAUUAAAUUUGUGUUACUUAGUAUUCUAGUUUAGGUGUAUGUAAGUCGU
Messenger RNA from Linum tenue, 831 nucleotides. Lineage: Eukaryota; Viridiplantae; Streptophyta; Magnoliopsida; Malpighiales; Linaceae. The record is from the annotation of a GenBank genome assembly.